UUUUAGUAGUCGAACAUCAAUCGCUGGAGAUUCUAGUCAUAAAACAGCACCUGCUAAACAGUUUGCUGUGUAACGUUUCUAGUCCCAAGUCGAUAGUGUUUAUUUUUGCUCUAUAUCUAGUGCCAUUUUAACCGCCAACAACAACCGGCUGAUUUCGUGUGAUUUUUCACAUCACCGGUUGACUGAUCCAAACAACGCAUUGAUUGUUAUUUGUUAACAAAUAUAGUAGCUGUAGAGUAGUGUUGUGUAGAAGAAAAAAUUUAGAAUAAUGUCCCUGGAGGAAUCUCGACGCACACAGCGCCCCUACCGGUAUGGAAUGAUACUGCUGUGCGUGGGUGCCCUAGUCAACUGGCUGGGCCUGGCGGAACACUACUCGGAACCGAUCCGUUACACCGGGGUAGCCUGUAUUCUUGCCGGGGCUUGCCUGAUCUGUACUGCCAUGUGCUGCUGGUUGCAUACGCCUAAUCGAGCGGGAACGAAUGAGAAUGACGAUCCCAUUCACGUAAUUAGCUCGGCCGAGGAAAGGCGAUGCGAGAAACCACCGGACUAUGACACAGUGGCCGUAGCUCCUCCAAGUUAUGACGACGCCAUUAAGCUGAACCCGGCAGCACUUAUGGGCCAUAAUCCGAUUGGACCGGUUUCGGAACCGGGAUCAGUAACGGACAACAGUUCCAGCCCCACAACCGGUGGGGUAGAUAGCGCUAACAACUCCACAUCAACUAGCGCAGCAGCCAGUAGUCCUAGUCCAACCAGUAGCAGUUCGUCGCCGUUUAGCUUUAGCAGCAUCUUUCUGGGUCGAUCCCAGAGCCAGAGUCCCCAGGCAUCCGGAACGGACUCCAGUCAAGAAACAACAGUCACGGCGACCGUUAGCACUGAGAAUGAAAAAAUCCGCGAAAAACCCCCACCGUACGAAGCCCCCACGAGUGUUGCCGCCAUUCCGGCGCAACUGAACCCAAUGAUUGUGGUUCCAUGCAGCAACUAAGUAAUCAACUAGGAGGGGUUCCGCGGAUGUCCAAGAUGUGUUCAAGAACCCCGCUCCACUAUACGUAUAGAAACCGUGUAUUCGAAAUAAGUCCUCAACUGGAUCCUGGCCCCAAAUUGGAACCAGUGACCGCAAGGCUGUGCUCAAACUAUUUUUUUUAAUCAUACAUGUGUACUUAGUAUGUAAGCGCCCUUAUUCUUCCCCCGUGUAAAAUCCCCUUUUAACUAAGUCACUACCGAGUUACGGUUAGUGAUUCAUCGAUACAACUAGACGAAGCAAUUAAUUGAAUGCAGAUGAGAUUUGUUAAGCCAUCCUUAAAUCUUCUAAUCUAGCAACGACUGAGUAUAAUUCAAUCGUGUUAACUUAUGAUAGUGCUGAUCAGACUUUAAAUCGACCGAUUUUGUUUGAUAUCAACCAAAUUCGAAAGAUUGCAGAUAUUCUUCCAAAACAGUAUUGUUUAAUUUCAAAUCAAAUCUCAAGCAACCAGUCAAAAUUACACCAAUAAUCAAAAACGGACAUAUAACAAAGUUUCGUGUGAUGUCGAUCACAACAUUUCUGGUAGAAAUUAUGUUUGCCGAAUCGAUUUGACAAUCAGAGCUAGCGGAAGGUGUUAAUUUCUUCUGUACAAAAACGGUAAACAAGCACAAAAAGUAAUAAAAACCCACUAAAGAGGAAAAAACUACAGCUAAACCAAAACGCAAUGGAAAAAUACGAUUUGAAGUCAGAGUAAAACGUAACAAAAAAAAGUUAUUUUUGUCUCACAUUAGGAUCGUUAAGUCGGAUCGUUUGUAACUCGAUUUCGUUGUUUAAUUGACGCGAUAAUUAUCUGCCGAGUUUUUAACAAAAGUAGCGUCUUCAAUCGGUACCAUCUACUUAAGAGCGAAAGGGCAACCGUUACUUAAAUCCAUAUGUAUCAUAUAUCGAUCAUAUCAUAACCAUGUUAGAAGCAGACAGUUUAGAUAGGAGUGAAUUUUGAACUGAAACCGCUUAAAACACGUUCGAAUUUAAGCUAGAGUGAGGAAUAAACGUAGAGUAUUGCAUAUAGGCAGUAAAAAUAAAUAAAAUACUUAU
Uranotaenia lowii is the source of this 2053-nucleotide messenger RNA. RefSeq lists its product as uncharacterized. Bases 269 to 982 code for a protein of 237 amino acids. The transcript has 4 exons. NCBI's taxonomy places the organism in Eukaryota, Metazoa, Arthropoda, Insecta, Diptera, Culicidae. The record is from RefSeq and is a predicted model, not a curated record.